AUGGUCAAAAUUGCCAACCUAGGAAGCAGCUUCUCCGCUGGCCCUGGCAUUCCUCCCCAGAUAAACACAGCAGCCAGUCGUUCCGGCGCAAAUUUCGCACACCUACUUGCCGAACGUCUACAUGCAGAUCUAACAGAUCUGAGUGUCUCUGCAGCUACACUUCUAAACUUACUAGACACACCACAAGUCGCCAACGGUCACACAUUUCCACCUCAAAUCCAGGGCGUUCCCGAGGAUGCAGAUAUUGUGCUUGUACUGGGCGGCGGCAAUGAUAUGUCCUAUAUUGGAGGCUUGUUUAUGGAACAUACAUGGUUGAUGACGGCUAUGUCUGUGGUAAAUCGUGUUAAGGGUGUUGCAUCACCAACGAUACCGAAACCUGCAGACGAAGAAGAGGUUAUCAGACGAUUUGGAAAAGUCCUUGAUGCUGUUCAUGCCAAAGCCCCAAAAGCACGCGUUAUCGUCAUCGAAUAUCUGACACUACUUGGAUCUGAUGUCAAGGCUGGAAUCGACGUCCCCUUCAAUGCAGAGAGACUGAAGCAUCACCAGGCAGUUGCAGCCAGACUCCAGAGCGCCACGAGCAAAGCCGUCGAGUCUCGGUCAGAGUGGUGUGAACAGAUACCAAUGGCUGAAUUGAGCCAAAGUCAUGGGAUUGGCAGUGCAGAGCCAUGGGUGUUCGGUUGCACGGCGAUGGAACAGUUGAGAGGCCAAACCUGGUAUCAUCCCAACGGCCAAGGCAUGAAAGCUGUUGCAGAAAUCUUGUUCGAACGUCUUAGGAAGGACCGAAGCGGCCUGAGUAAGAUCUAG
This is a messenger RNA of Aureobasidium melanogenum CBS 110374, 804 nucleotides long. Its product is annotated as SGNH hydrolase. The transcript has a single exon. Bases 1 to 804 code for a protein of 267 amino acids. The record is from RefSeq and is a predicted model, not a curated record. Gene Ontology annotation, molecular function: hydrolase activity, acting on ester bonds. NCBI's taxonomy places the organism in Eukaryota, Fungi, Ascomycota, Dothideomycetes, Dothideales, Saccotheciaceae.